CCCCUGCUGCUAGGACUCCAGAGCAGCCUAGGGUACUGCCUGGGUGAGGGCCAGGGAGCCGGGCCCAGCCGCCUCUCCCCCUCCCCUGCUUCCCAGUCGCGUUCCGCGGGCUGGACGCGCUGGGGAAGUUGAGCCGCGCCCGGCCAGCCCUGGAGUCUGACAGUCGCCAAAGUUUGGACCGAAGAGGAAGUGGCCUCAAGCCCCGGCAGGUGGCGGCCAGGCCUGGAGAGGGGCAUUCGCGGCCUGCGGGCCGGCUCUAGGCGAGGGCGCGCGCCAACACCGGCAGAGCCGAGUCCCAGCCUUCGAUUGCCGGCCCCGAGCAAGGACGCGCGGCGGCGGCCGGAGAAAACAACUCCAAAGUUGGCGAGAGGCACCGCCCCUACUUCAGGGCGGCUGGCGCCUCCCCGCCCCCAGCCCUGGCAUCCGGAGCACAGGUCGAGCCAGGGCCAUGGAGCCCCCGCGGGGCUGCUGCACUGGGGAGCCGGGACGCCCGCAGCACCGCCGCCUCUCCACUGGGUAGAAGACAGAAGCUCCAGGACUCUUCCUGCUCCUCGGGACGGCCCAGGAUGCUGCCGGCUGUCCUCUUCCCCCUUCUCCUUGGAGGCGCUCUGGCGCAUCCAGACCUGAACAUUUUCCCAAGUCCUGCUUGUGAGAACCCUCCUGCACUGCUCUUGGAAGUGCAAGGCACCUUACAGAGGCCCCUGGGCUGGGACAGGCGCAGCUCCCCUGCCAACUGCACCUGGCUCAUCCUGGGUAGCAAGGAGCAGACGGUAACAGUCAGGUUCCAGAAGCUGCACCUGGCCUGUGGCUCAGAACGUGUAAUCCUGAGCUCCCCUCUCCAGCCACUGAUCUCCCUAUGUGAGGCACCUUCUAGCCCUCUUCAGCUGCCAGGGGGCAAUGUCACCAUCACUUACAGCUAUGCUGGGGCCAGAGCACCCAUGGGCCAGGGGUUCCUGCUCUCUUACAGCCAAGAUUGGCUGAUGUGCCUGCAGGAAGAAUUCCAGUGCCUGAACCACCGCUGCGUACCUGCUGCCCAGCGCUGUGAUGGAGUUGAUGCCUGUGGUGAUGGCUCUGAUGAGGCAGGCUGCAGUUCAGACCCAUUUCCUAGCCUGACCCCAGGCCCCACCCCCACCCUGCCCUGCAAUCUCACCUUAGAGGACUUCUAUGGGGUCUUCUCCUCCCCUGGCUAUUCACACCUGGCCUCAGUCUCUCAUCCCCAGUCUUGCCUGUGGCUGCUGGACCCCCAUGAUGGCCGGCGGCUAGCAGUGCGCUUCACAGCCCUGGACUUGGGUUAUGGAGAUGCAGUGCAUGUGUAUGAUGGUGCUGGGCCCCCAGAGACCCCUCGGCUACUACGCAGUCUCACUCACUUUAGUAAUGGCAAAGCUGUCACUGUGGAGACACUGUCUGGUCAGGCUGUUGUUGCUUAUCACACAGUUGCUUGGAGCAAUGGUCGGGGCUUCAAUGCUACCUACCAUGUGCGGGGCUACUGCUUGCCUUGGGACCGACCAUGUGGGUUAGGCUCAGGCCUGGGGGCUGGUGAAAACCUAGGUGAGCGCUGCUAUAGUGAGGCCCAGCGCUGCGAUGGCUCAUGGGACUGUGCCGAUGGUACAGAUGAGGAAGACUGUCCUGGUUGCCCACCUGGACAUUUCCCCUGCGGGGCUGCUGGCACCCCUGGUGCCACAGCCUGCUACCUGCCUGCUGAUCGCUGCAACUACCAGACAUUCUGUGCUGAUGGGGCAGAUGAGAGACGCUGCCGGCACUGCCAGCCUGGCAACUUCAGAUGCCGAGACGAGAAGUGUGUAUAUGAGACAUGGGUAUGCGACGGGCAGCCAGACUGUGCUGAUGGCAGCGAUGAGUGGGACUGCUCCUAUGCCCUGCCCCGCAAGGUCAUCACAGCUGCAGUCAUUGGCAGUCUAGUGUGCGGCCUGCUGCUGGUCAUUGCCCUGGGAUGCACCUGCAGGCUGUAUGCCAUUCGCACACAGGAGUACAGCAUCUUUGCCCCCCUCUCCCGGAUGGAGGCUGAGAUUGUGCAACAACAGGCACCUCCCUCCUACGGGCAGCUCAUUGCUCAGGGUGCCAUCCCGCCUGUAGAAGACUUCCCUACAGAGAACCCUAAUGAUAACUCAGUGCUGGGCAAUCUGCGUUCUCUGCUUCAGAUUUUGCGCCAGGAUAUGACUCCAGGAAGUGCCUCAGGUGGUCGCCGCCGCCAGCGGGGCCGCUCAGUGCGUCGUCUGGUUCGCAGGCUCCGCCGCUGGGGACUGCUUCCCCGAACCAACCCCUCAUCUCGGGCCUCUGAGACCAGACCCCAGGUCACACCUCCUGUUGCUUCUCUUGAGGCCCUGGAUGGCAGCCCAGGUGCAGCCCAUGAGGGUGGAGCAGUGGGUGGGCAGGACGGGGAGCAAGCCCCACCACUGCCUGUCAAGUCCCCCCUCCCAUCUGCCAGCACAUCUCCAGCCCUCCCUUCUGUCCCUGAGACCCAGGGGCCACUGCCCUCAGUCCCUCUGGAGCCAUCAGUGUUGUCUGGAGUAGUGCAUGCCCUGCGAGGCCGCCUCUUGCCCAGCCUGUGGCCCCAAGGACCAACCUGGACUCCACCUGGACCCCACACAACCGUCCUGGCCCCAGAGGAUGAGGAUGAUGUGUUGUUGAUGCCACUAGCUGAGCCAGCGGUCUGGGUGGUAGAGACAGAGGAUGAACCACUGCUUGCCUGAGGGGAUCUGGCUCCUCUGGGGGGUGGGGGUCUAGUCACAGUGGCACACCCUUUUUAGAGAGUGGCUUAGCUUCCCCACUGACCACUGUAGCUACUGGAAAGUUAGGUGUCCCUCAGUCAGGGAGAGGGCUCACUGAGAGCUUCCUCUACACAGCCAGAGACCACAGUUCCUUUCCCACCAUCCUUUCCCUAUCCUACCACUAUCCAGUUGAAUGUUUUUAAAAAGCAAAGUUCUUAAAGGGACAUAGGCCUGGACACUCCAUCCUUGCCAAACCCCAACCCUAAAGUGGCCUUAAACACAAGUGACAAUUGACUGGAGACCCUCUAGCCCCAAGGGGAGGAUUUAGAUAGGGCCUGAGGUUUUGCCAGUCUCCAUCCCUAUAGAGCCUGGCUCACAAAAAGAAUGCAACAAAUGUUUUUGUCCCACACCUACAGCAUUGCCCAAGAAAUCAAGGUAAAAAAAUAAAGGAAUCAUAAAUUUUAACAUUUUGUAAA
This is a messenger RNA of Marmota flaviventris (yellow-bellied marmot), 3202 nucleotides long. RefSeq names its product LDL receptor related protein 10 (gene Lrp10). The record is from RefSeq and is a predicted model, not a curated record. Gene Ontology annotation, cellular component: plasma membrane. Gene Ontology annotation, molecular function: low-density lipoprotein particle receptor activity; protein binding. NCBI's taxonomy places the organism in Eukaryota, Metazoa, Chordata, Mammalia, Rodentia, Sciuridae.